CAUGGCUGCAAGUCGGCUUUUGGGCGCGACGCCAGGUCUUCAUUCUGCGCUAGACCCUUUGUUGCUGCAGCACAUUUUUCGCGGUGGGGCAAGCGCAUCUCCUUGCGACGGAGGUUCUCUGGUCGCCCCGCUGUCCUAUCCCGGAGGGGAAGCAAGAC
Molecule: messenger RNA, 158 nt
Organism: Amoebophrya sp. A25
Lineage: Eukaryota; Dinophyceae; Syndiniales; Amoebophryaceae
Source: the annotation of a GenBank genome assembly